AUGCCUGGGAGCAUGUCAUACAACGAUUCAGUACAGCCAUUGCGCGUCUCCAGAGAUUCCACAAUGUCGUCACCCACCAAGAUGGGUGGCGUCCCUCGUGCCCUCACAGAGAUCUCCCCCAGCGAGAAGAGGAGAAACUCUCCUAGCUGGAACCAGACAUCAAAGAAGAUGAACUUCCAGCAAGAUUCCUCGCCCUUCCAGUCUUCACCCGUCGACCCUACCAAGAGUUCCACUUUUGACUCGUCUCAGUCGAGCGAGCCUCCUCAGACUCCCAAGAGGGAGAACGCCUCGCCCAUCAAGUCUUCCCUCUCAACCUCGCGGUUCAAGAGCAGCUUUGAUGAGGCGACGGGCUCUUGGGUCCCCGACUUGGAGCCCAUUGGCUCUCGCUCUCUACACAGACACACCAAGAGCGUAACAUUUGAUAACGGCCCGCCGCAGGUGAAUGAGUACGAGAUGGCGACCCCGGAUCUUUCCUCUAUCGGCUCAAACUCUCGCGAGGGAAGCUAUGACUCUGAAGAGGAUGAUGAGUACAACCCGCUCUAUCACCCUCACUACGAUGGUGACGAUGUUGAGGACAGCUUUGAUGCCUCCCUCGAGGACACCGAUAAGACACCCGUUUCGGGGACUGCCAUCGCCCCCACGGCGGCCGACUCCAAGGCUGAGACACAAAACAUCGGCAACGGCAAGAUGACGCUCGAGGAACGCUUGAAGCUCAUGAUGUUGUCAGACGACAGCAAUGCCACCAAGUCCCCAACCAAGACUGCCGCUGAACUUCAGCGAGAACGGCGCAUGCGUCGAGCUGCCCCCAGGGAUAGGUUCGGAAGCCCUGCCUCAGAGGCUGAUACUGCUAGCCAAGCCGCUCUCGAGGCCGAGGAAGAGGAUGAUGUUAUUGGCGAUCUCUCUGGCCUUGAAGAGUAUCAAUUGCCUCCCCGCAUUUCUCGCGAGUCUAUCUUGCGCAGGGUGAAUGGCAAUCGGGCUUUUGAGAGGGAAUCCGACUAUCACUUCUCUUCUCCAGCUCCAUCAAGUCCCGAGCGCGUCCUUCCUCUCGACCCUGAUGUGCCUAUUCCUUCCACCGAAGAAGAUUCCAUCCUCGAGGAUGAUGACAAUGAGGGUAGUGUCAUUGUGCGGCGCGACCUAGCUGAACGCGAGGACUCGUAUCCGUACCGCGAGAUGUCGGAGAUGUCGAUUGCUCGCCAAGUGGAGGAGGAGCUCGUCAUUCACGAGGACAAGGAUGACGACUCGGGCAGCCACUACUCGGAGAGCGCCGGCUCCUUCGAUGCCAAAGAGCAGCAGGUUGAGUACCGUCCAGAAGAUGACGACCCAACUCCCCAUGCCAGUCCCAUCGAAGAGAGGAUCCCCACUUUCGAGCCCACUACAGAGAGCGUUCCCAGCCCCAGCCUCAACGGUCCCCCGGUUUACGACGGUUCUGGAUGGGGUGAGCCUGAGGAGUAUGAAGACGACGAAUCGGCGACUGGCUCGGUGAUUCACCAUCCCGUCGACUAUGAGGACGAGGAGGGAUAUCCUGAGGAAGUAGAAGAGGAGGAGGAAGAGGAGGAGGAGGAGGCCCCUCCUACUCCCGAGAUUCCUGAGCAACUAGCCACCAUCAAGUCAUCUUCCGGCUCCAAGCUCAGGACCCGACCGUCCGCGACCCCAUCCGACCUUAUGGCCAUGCGUGAGGCCAGGCGACAGGUCAGCCGCGAGAUUGCUCCAUUGGUUCCUCCCAUUCCUGAUCGCCAUCUCAACCGCCGCUCUCAGGAGAUUGACCCCGGUCUAUCCAGCAGCACCGACUACAUGGAGAGGCACCCCAGCUUUAAGAAGCGCAGCCUCACGCUAGACCUUGACUUGGGCCUGAGUCUUGAUCAAGAUUUCGACAGACGUGGCUACCUGAUGCGCCAGAACACGAAGCUCGUCGCGGCGAGCGACAAGGAGUCGGACGACAGCUGGAGGACUCGAUCGGCGGGCCAUGAGAGUAAUGCCCUGGGCCUGAACACCGUCACCGAAGAUGACUACAAUGUGGACUUUGCCACUACGGAUAGCGGUGAGAGGGGUCGAUUGUUUAUCAAGGUCAUGGGCGUCAAGGAUCUCGAUCUCCCCAUUUCCAAAACUGAGAGGACCUGGUUCAGCCUUACGCUGGAUAACGGCGUGCACUGCGUGACCACUGCCUGGCUGGAGCUUGCGCGCAAUGCUCCCAUCGGCCAGGAGUUUGAGCUUGUCGUCCCCAACGACCUCGAGUUCCAGCUCACGCUCAAUGUCAAGCUAGAGAAGCCCGCGCCGGUUCCCAUUGCUUCUUCUCCCACCAAGGCUACCAAAGCCCCCAAGACGAAGACUUCGACCUUUGGACGUAUGUUUACCUCGCCCAAGAAGCGCAGAGAGAUGGAGAUGAGGCAGCGCGAGGAGGAGCAGCGACUCGCCAUGCAGCGGGAUGCUCAGACUCGCCAGGUCAACGCCGCGCCCACGGUAUACGAUCUCCUCUCGCCCCUUGUGGCCGAGGAUGGCAGCUUUGCUCGCUCGUACGUGUGCCUCAAGGAACAUGAGUCGAGGUGCUUUGGCCGCCCUUACCUCGCCGAGGUUGCCUGCUUCAACGAAUGGGCUACCGAAGAGGCCGGCUUCGCUUCCAGCGUCAAGAGCAAGCGAGGCACCACUGCCGUCGUGAGGCGCGCCCCUUACAAGAUCGGCAAGCUAGAGCUCCAGCUUCUCUUUGUGCCGCGUCCCAAGGGCGUGAGCGACGAGGACAUGCCCAAGAGCAUGAACUCUUGCAUCCGCGAGUUGAAGGCGGCCGAAGAGCGCCUCUCUCGAAACUGGGAAGGCCAUCUCAGCCAGCAGGGUGGUGAUUGUCCCUAUUGGCGUCGCCGUUACUUCAAGCUCGUCGGUGCCAAGCUGACGGCGUACCACGAGGCGACCAGGCAACCUCGUGCUACCAUCAAUCUAGGCAAUGCCCGACGUCUCAUUGACGACAGGCGCACGCUGACAGAGAAGGAGACGAUGGGCAAGGGAGGCAGACGUCGGCGAUCUGCCUUUGCCGAAGAGGAAGAGGGCUACAUGUUUGUGGAGGAAGGGUUCCGCAUCCGCUUCAACAACGGAGAGGUGAUUGACUUCUAUGCGGACACUGCGGAAGACAAGGAGGGAUGGAUGAGGGUGCUCGGCGAGCUCGUUGGCCGCGGCGACUCAUCCAACGUCGAUGAGGAGGGGCCGCGACGAAACAAGUGGUGCGAGCUGAUCCUUAAGCGCGAAGAAUCCCUUCGAAAGCGCGCCGAGGGUCGCCGGGUGCACUCGAGGACGAAGAGCAUGUACCUGUAA
This is a messenger RNA of Parascedosporium putredinis, 3297 nucleotides long. NCBI's taxonomy places the organism in Eukaryota, Fungi, Ascomycota, Sordariomycetes, Microascales, Microascaceae. The record is from the annotation of a GenBank genome assembly.